This is a messenger RNA of Closterium sp. Naga37s-1, 1929 nucleotides long. Lineage: Eukaryota; Viridiplantae; Streptophyta; Zygnematophyceae; Desmidiales; Closteriaceae. The record is from the annotation of a GenBank genome assembly.
AUGCCGACCCCUCCUGCCUCCGCGGAUGCCGCUCGGAACCUGUUCAUUGCGUCCGUCUGCCGUCGCUGGCGGCGUCUCGUUCAGAGGCAUGUCACAGCGCUGCUGGUCAAGGAGGACCGCGUCGUGUCUCGCCGCGAUGUGCUCAACGCCGUCGCGUGCUUUCCCCAUCUGACCCAUCUCCAUCUGGCGGAUGGCAGUGUUGAAACGUUGGACGACACGUUUCUUGCUGACCUCGCCUCUUCGUGCCCUGGCUGCCUUUCGUCUCUCACUGCACUCUCAUUUGAAAACUUCCCCCUUCACUUCGAGCAACUUUCCAACCUCCUUCAACUCACGAACCUCAUCCGCCUCUCCUUGCCUCUUGUGCUUCCGCCGGUUUCACCAGAUCCGCCUGCCUUCUCACUCGCACAACUGCCUUUUCUCAAGUCGCUCAACUUUAGGCUGCUUGAUCUACAGUUUAGCGUCUUCUUCCCUCUUGGAUCGCCAUACAGGUUUCUGAAGCACCUGCAGCUUAGCAAUUCCUUGAUCCAGCGACUUCCAAGCAGUAUAGGACAGGUGCUGCCACGCCUCCAGGAGCUCAGCAUCAGCGGGUGCAGAAUAUUCAGCGAUCUGACAGACGAGUUCACCUCGCUCACCUGCCUGGAGAGCUUGACCAUUUCCUCAUGUCGUGUGUCCACUAUGCCCGACAACUUCGGGAAUCUUCCAGCCUUGAAGGCACUGGUGCUACACGAGCUGCCGCUUCUCCGUCUUCCUGCAUCCUUCACCCGACUCGCAUCUCUGGAGUCGUUGCUUCUGGUUGGGUGUGGAGAGGUGGAGGGGCUACCUGCAGGGUUUGGCCGCCUCACAGCACUCCAGACUCUGAGUGUGGCAUGGUCGUCCACCCUCUUUCCAGAAGACUUGGGUGGCUUGACCAAUCUGCGAACCCUUUAUUUUCGGUACAGCAGGCAAGAGCAGCUGCCGUCCUCAUUCACGCAGCUGACUUCGCUGACCCGGUUGGAGUUGGAUCAAUGCGGGAUAGCAGAGCUGCCAGAGGGCAUGGCGGAGAUGACACACCUGCAGGAGCUCUACAUUCAGGACUGUCAUUUCCUCAAGGAGCUUUCGGGAGUUGUGACAGCUCUCAUCAGCCUUGAAGUGUUGAGGAUUGAAGAGUGUAACAAUCUCUCCUCGAUUCCCAGGAGGCUUGACAGCCUUAUUAAGCUGACGCAGUUAGGGGUGAGGGGCUGUUACUGGCUGAAUGAAGCCCCUCAGGCUCUGCCGCUCAGUCUCCAGGCCUUGUCCUUCGUUACCAAUGAGCACGCGGCAUCUUUGCCAGACAUUUCAACACUCACAGGGCUGAGGGAGCUGUGCUUGGGCAUUGUUGAUGCAACCUGUGUUGAGGCCAUCAGUGCCCAUCUCUGCGGUGUGAAGCACCUGGAGCUGGAGCUGGAAGAAGAUGCAGAGGAUGCUCUGUCCCUGCUGGCAAGGCUUCCCCUCCUCCGCACCUUGACACUCAAGGGCGUCCGCAGUGUGAACAAUUUGGUGGGAAAUAACGACUCGGCGUUGCUGGAGCUACGGCAGCUGAACAUCAGAACCUGGUCUGAGAGAUUCACAGAGCUACCUGCAGCCAUCACCACUCUCCACCACCUGACAUCCAUUCAAAUCCUCGCUCCGAUGUUAUCAUCUCUCCCGGACGGCCUUGGGGCAUUGUCAAGGUUGCGCAAGCUGGACUUAUCCCACUGCUCAUCCCUCACGCAACUCCCUGCUUCCCUCACGCACCUCUCUUGCCUGCAUGAGCUGAACGUGAGCAAUACCAGCAUCCGCCUGCUUCCUGCUGGCUUUGCUAACCUCAGCAGGCUCAAGAAGCUUGAUCUGGAUCAAUGCGAGCAGCUGGAGGCUCUGCCUGACGACAUAUCGGAUCUUAGAAUGCUUGAUUUCUUGUCCACUAGGGGGUGA